Brassica napus (rape) is the source of this 789-nucleotide messenger RNA. Its product is annotated as 14 kDa proline-rich protein DC2.15. The transcript has a single exon. NCBI's taxonomy places the organism in Eukaryota, Viridiplantae, Streptophyta, Magnoliopsida, Brassicales, Brassicaceae. The coding region runs from base 189 to 635 and encodes 148 amino acids. The record is from RefSeq and is a predicted model, not a curated record.
CUCCAUUAUCACCAUUGAAAAAAAUAUCUCAAAAUUAGUCUAAUCAGUACCAUGGUCUCAAGUUGCAAAAGCCAACUAGCUGUAUAUUUUUGUUUCUUACUCGAAUUUUCUUUGCAUUCACACAUCACAUGUUCGUUUUAACUUUGUAAAUUUCUGUUACGAAGGCACUAACUUCUUCUAUAUAAACUAUGUCCUAUAUCUCCUUCACAUUCAUCCCAAAAACAUUCCUAGAAUUUUCUAUGGCUCCUAAGGCUCUUGCAGUUACAGCUCUUCUUCUCACACUUAAUCUUCUUUUCUUCAGUUUUGUAACUUCCACAAAAUGUCCACCGACUACUCCUAAAACCCCAAAAUCUCCAAAGAAGGACCCUCCGGUUAAACCCACUUGUCCUACCGACACACUUAAGCUCGGUGUUUGCGCAGACCUAUUGGGCUUGGUUAACGUUCUUGUUGGUUCUCCACCAAAGACUCCAUGUUGUGCACUUCUUAAUGGUCUUGCUAAUGUUGAAGCUGCGGUUUGUCUUUGCACCGCUCUUAAAGCCAAUGUCUUGGGGAUUAAUCUCAAUGUUCCUGUUGAUCUGAGCUUGUUAUUGAACUAUUGUGGGAAGAAACUUCCUUAUGGCUUCCAAUGUGCUUGAAGAGAUUUUUUAAAAAAAUCUCUUGGUUAUGCUUUGUUCUGUUGGUUUCUAUUGUUAUCUAUUGUUUUUUUUUGUUUGUGAGAAAAAUGCAAAUCUACAACCUUUGUUAUUUCAUAUUGAACUUGUUAAUGAAAUCGUUUAUUGUAAUGUCUUA